GAUGGGGCCGGGCGUCGAGGCUCAGACUGACAAACCCGCGCUCCCAGACCAGCGGGAAGGGACGAAUCGGUUGCUCCGGCGGGGAGAGGUGGAAGGAAGCAGGUUCAACAUGUCAAACGCAAUCCAAGAAACUUCUGCAGUUGAAACGUCUUGUUCAGAAGAUGCUGAUACUAAAUUAUCCUUCCUACCUGAAAAACUGAGAGAGAGACUGCUUCCUUUUCAGAAGAAAGGAAUCUUGUUUGCACUUAAGAGAAGCGGCAGGUGUAUGAUAGCUGAUGAGAUGGGGCUGGGGAAGACAAUCCAAGCAAUUGCCAUUUCUUAUUACUAUAAAGAGGAAUGGCCUCUCUUAAUAGUAGUCCCUUCAUCUCUUCGGUACCCUUGGAUUGAUGAGUUGGAGAAAUGGAUUCCAGAACUCUGUCCAGGUGAUAUCAGCAUCAUUCAGAACAAAACUGACACUGGGAGAAUAUCAACUAGCAGAGUGACAGUUUUGGGUUAUGGCCUGCUAACUACAGAUGCACAGACAUUAGUAGAUACUUUGUACAAACAAAAUUUCAAGGUAGUUGUGGUUGAUGAGUCUCAUUAUAUGAAAUCCAGAAAUGCAACCCGCAGCAAGAUUUUGUUGCCAAUUGUACAGAAAGCUGCUCGAGCCAUUCUUCUCACUGGAACUCCUGCUCUAGGAAGACCAGAAGAGCUUUUCAUGCAGAUUGAGGCACUUUUUCCAAGAAGAUUUGGAACCUGGAAUGAAUAUGCAAAACAAUACUGCAAUGCUCAUGUCAGGUUUUUUGGUAAAAGAGCUCAUUGGGACUGCAGAGGGGCUUCACACUUAGAUGAAUUGCAUCAGUUGUUAAGUAACAUAAUGAUCAGACGCCUGAAGAAUGAUGUUCUAACCCAGUUGCCUCCAAAAAUUAGACAACGCAUUCCAUUUGAUCUUCCAAAAGCUGCUGCUAAGGAACUGAAUACCAGUUUUGAAGAGUGGGAGAAAUUAAUGAGGGCUCCAAAAUCAGAUGUCAUUGAAAGCCACUUUGUUCAAGUCAUGGGUCAGAUUACACACCUGUAUAAACAAACAGCCAUUGCUAAGGCAGGAGCGGUAAAGGACUAUAUCAAAAUGAUGCUCGAGAAUGACAAACUUAAGUUUCUGGUUUUUGCUCACCACUUAAGCAUGCUCCAAGCUUGUACAGAAGCUGCCAUAGAAAACAAGGCACGUUACAUUCGGAUAGAUGGAAGUGUUCCUUCAGUAGAAAGAAUCCAUCUUGUCCAUCAGUUUCAGAAGGAUCCUGAUACUCGUGUGGCCAUCUUGAGCAUUCAGGCUGCUGGUCAGGGAUUAACUUUUACUGCUGCCACUCACAUCGUGUUUGCUGAGUUAUAUUGGGACCCUGGACACAUGAAGCAAGCAGAAGACCGAGCACAUCGAAUUGGACAAUGCAGUUCUGUAAACAUCCACUACCUCAUUGCAAAAGGAACUUUGGAUCCUCUUAUGUGGGCAAUGUUAAAUCGAAAGGCCAAAGUUACAGGCAGCACAUUGAAUGGUAAGAAGGAGAAACUGCAAGCUGAAGAAGGUGAUAAGGAAAAGUGGGAUUUCUUGAAUUUUGCUGAAGCCUGGACCCCGAAUGAAAGUAUUGAAGAGAUCAAGAAUGAAGUUUUGUUCACUCAUUUUGAAAAAGAAAAACAACAUGACAUUCGUUCCUUCUUUUCUCCAAAACCAUCUACUGAGAAAAAACGCAAAAUUGACUCUCUGGAUAAAUCACUGAAUUUUAGCUUAGGGGAUUUUAAAGUCACAUCGGGAAUGGAGAUAGAGGGGAGCAAGCAUAUGAAUUCCAAAGAAAGAAUUGAUGUGAACACAAUUUGUUAUGAAGAUGACAGUGAACCUGAAGUUAAAAGACCAAGAGCCAUCAGUACACCAACAGGAAGCAGCUCCAGUAAGAAAAAGAAAAAAUCUUUGUCUGGAAAAACAAACUUUUUGUAUACAGAAAAAAUGGAUCAUGGUAUUUCUGAUGGCUUACCGUCUAAUUCAAGGGAAAAAACAUCUUCAGCCAAAGCCUGGUGUUGUAGUCUUUGCACUUACACUAAUAAUUCAUUACUAACUUACUGUGAAAUCUGUGAAUGUCCUCGUAGCAAUGAUGAUAAAAAGACUACAAAUCAAAUAAAUGAUCCUCCUAUGCUGAGUGAAGGAGACAAUGCAUCACAGGACUCUAAAAAUAUCAAAGAUAUAGCAAUAUGCAAUGCAGACCAUGAGAGAGAAGAUUUAGCACAAACAUCGACUGAACCAUCUGAUGAGAGCACUGGAGAAAUAGCAAAUGUUGUUGAAAAUGAACCUGAAGAAUGUGUGCAAAAGCUUAAAGAAGGAAUUGAAGAUAACUCAGAUACUUUUCCAGUGUAUGUUGAGUUGAAGUUCUGUGCAAGCAGGAAUACCGAUAGAAUUCAUCUCUAUACAACGGAUGGAAAAUCACUGAAUUGUAAUUUUAUUCCAUUGGAUAUAAAAUUGGAUAAUUGGGAGGAUUUACCAGAGAGUUUUCAACAGAAGCAAAAUCGUUCAUUGAUUCUGAGGUUUGUGAGAGAAUGGAGUAGUUUAACAGCCAUGAAGCAGAAAAUUAUCAGAAAAAGUAGCCACAUCUUUUGUAGCCCUAUUCUUGCUGCAGAAGAAAUUUCUAAACAGCAGGCCAAGCUGAGCAGCACCAAAAGAUAUGUGACAAAAGAUGAUGUUGCUGUAGCCUCACUCAGGAAAGCUGCUAGCAGCGGAGGCAGUGUAUGCCUGGUUACAAAGGAAACUGCAUUUUACUUGAAAAAUGAUCAUACUUCUGCUGGAGAAACAGAUGACCAGUCCACAAAGUUACUUCUAAAGGAUGGAAAAGUUUCCCCUGUUCUUUAUGCUGACUCAGUUCAAGCUCAAGUUGUUGAAGACCCUGCCAUAUGCAAAGGAUAUAUACAGGCUGUAGAUAAUAAAGGAAAUCCACUUUGUCUUACCUGCCAAAAGCCAACUGUUCAACAUUGCAAAUCUAUUGCUUGGGAAACACGAUUUUGUUCUCUUAAAUGCCAGGAAGACUUCUUAAUUCGCUCUAGUCAGAGUUAUCUCAGGAGUAAAGUAUUUGAAGUAGAACAUGGUGUUUGUCAGCUUUGUAAUCUCAAUGCCCAGGAACUCUAUCUUACCAUCAAAAAUGCCCCUAAGAAUCAACGUAAGAAUCUUCUAGAAAGUUCUUGGAUGUCUCAGCUUCCGUUAGGACAGUUAAAUGAAAUUAUAACAAACCCAACAGAAGGCCAGUUCUGGCAAGUGGAUCAUAUCAAACCAGUUUAUAGUGGAGGAGGACAGUGCACUCUGGAAAAUCUUCAAACUUUGUGUACAGUUUGUCAUAAGAAGAGAACUGCUAAACAAGCCAAGGAAAGAAGCCAAAUGAAGCGACAUUCUUUAGCUUCGAAGUAUGGAUCUGAUAUCUCAAAAUUUUUUGUAAAAAUGAAUCCACCACUUCCGUACUGAUAUCCACACCAGCCUUGACCCUACUGGAGGCCCUGCAUAAUCUAUUGUCUCCAGUGAUAUAUAUCCCCCACAAGAAAUGCAGUACAGGCCAUCCCAGCUAGACCAAGUAGUGUAGCCUCAGAGAUACUCUAGAUCUAGAAAAAGAGAGGAGGAAACUGAGGAAGGACAUCAUCUGAAAAGGGAAAAAAUAUUGGUCUAUAAUGUGAUCUCCUCAUCCUCCAACUUCUGCAUCUGAGUGGAUGACUUCAAGGUUUUGCAGGACUUGAUAUGGUGUAUUACAGAGACUCUGGAUAUCAUUUUCAUAUCCCUGGCAAGUGUUUACAAGGUACGUGUGUGUUUGUGAUUUUGUGUGUGCGCGCGCUGGUUCAUUAAAUACAGUUGCAUUUGGUAGUCAGAUGCAGAUACUAAAUUGUUUGCCAAAACUUUGUCUGGACUAGGAAAAGUGGGUGUAUUUAGGUUACUGCUAGGUAAAUCCGACCAAAUUCAACCACUUUCCUAAACAAGCCAUGUCAAACAUGUUCAGCUGAAUUCUGGUCUACUACGAACUGAACUGAGAACUGCAGAACCCAGAGCAGCAUCAUUCCUGGCCUGCUGGGUAAUAGCAUAGUGCACCAUAAACGUGUGCAGAGGACCACAUGGCCGCUCUACAAAUGUCAACUAUUGGAACUUGCACAACACAAAAGCUGCUGAGGACGCCUGAGCUCUAGUGAGGUGGGCCUUAACUUGGGGUGGCAUAAGUGGAAGAAGAAACUACAAACAGGCAAACAACUAACUAUCGGUGGGCUCUGUCACAAGAACAGAGAAGCUCCAACAACUGUCACUGGCAGUAAGAAGGAACUGAGCAGGGGGAGAGCCAGCAGCGAUACUUAUGCUCCACUAUAGUGGCGCCACUCCAGGGGGCGACCUGCCGGGUACCGCUGGGGAAAAAGAUGCUCUGGAAACCAUGCACGUGCACACCUCAUUUGAAUGCACAUGACCAGUCACUUGAAGAAUUUUUCAUUAAUAAAGGUGGGGAAAACCGGUUCCAGUGUAAUAAUUCAGCUAUUUAUUAGAACAAAAUCAGGAGCUCUGACUGGUAUCAUCAUCCAACAAGGAAGGGCACAGAGUUAUAGGAAAACAUUAUCUGAUUAAAAGUAAAGCUAGGCACAGUAUCUGGAAACUCAGGCUAAUUUAAAGCAUAAUACAUAAUAGACAAUAGAGCUGCUCCAGCCUCCCAGUUAACCUUUCAUAUCCCUACCACGAACCACUCCCUGGAACAAAUCCAGUUUCCAACUCUGUCCACACAUCUACCCUAGUGAUGCCAUUACAGGACCUAACCACAUCAGUUAUAACAUGAAAGGUCAUUCAUGUGCACAUGUAUUAAUGUAAUGUGUGCCAGCAGUGUGCCUCUACCAUGUAUAUUGGACAAACUGAGCUGUCUCUAAGCAAAAGAAUAAAUGAACAACUCAGACAUGAAAAAUGGCAACAUAUAAAAACCAGUAAGGGAGCAUUUUGAAGGUGCCAAUAGUUCUUUGUCUGUAUAGUAUCAGCUGUUAGUACUCUUCCCCUCUUAUUGCCUACUAAUGGUUCUUAUCUGCCUCUUUUGACUAUCCAGACUUUAGAUGCUUAUAUUUGUUUUUCCUGGUACAUUCCAGCUUGGCUUUUUCCUUGAUAUUUUUAUACCAACUGCCUCUUCUUUUCCCCAUUCCCCCAAAAAUUUUUUUCCUCCCCCCUUCCCUUGU
Messenger RNA from Pelodiscus sinensis (Chinese soft-shelled turtle), 5190 nucleotides. The record is from RefSeq and is a predicted model, not a curated record. NCBI's taxonomy places the organism in Eukaryota, Metazoa, Chordata, Testudines, Trionychidae.